UUAAAAAUUUUAAAAAUUUUUAAAUCAUGAAAACUGAAAACCAUUUUACAAAUAAUCAAGAUAAUUUUUCUCCAGGAGGAAGUUCUUUAGAAAAAGAUUUUAGAAAACUCAUUAAUGAUAAAAGAUUUCACGAUUUCGCCAUAAAAUGUUCAGAUGGAAAACCGGUAUAUGGAUGUAAAGCUAUUUUAGCGACUCGUUCAGAUGUUUUCGACAAAUACAUUUUCAAUUUUAUAUACAUCUAAAGUUGAAAGCUUAACUUUUAAUAAUGCCAUUGAAGUUUAUUAUGCAUCCAUCCAUUUUAAGUUGAUUGAGCUUCAAGAUCAUAUUAUUGAAUUUACAAAAUCCUUGGUUAAUGGGGACGUGGAUAUUGGCAGAAAACUUUUAUCAGAAUGUGUCGAAAAAUUCACCCUAAAAGUGGAUAAUAAAAUAUCUCAUAUUUUAGUUGAUUGGGUAGCCAAAAAUAAAUUGGAAAGAGAUAUAAAUGAUUCAUUAUCAUUGAAAGGCUUAAGAUAUCUUUUAGAAAAAACU
Messenger RNA from Rhizophagus irregularis DAOM 181602=DAOM 197198, 528 nucleotides. The record is from RefSeq and is a predicted model, not a curated record. NCBI's taxonomy places the organism in Eukaryota, Fungi, Glomeromycota, Glomeromycetes, Glomerales, Glomeraceae.